UAUAAUAUAAAAGUUAAAUUAAAAUCAAAAUUACACUUUCUUCUUCAUCUUCUACGGCACGUGACUUUUCCAUUUCGAGCACGUGAGCCGACAGCAAAGACCAGUAUCUCUUUCUUCUUCUUCAUCUUCAGAUCCACUACAACACAAACCACGACGAUUAAUUUGAUUUCUAGAUCGAAUUUGGAACUAUAUAUUUAAUUUUAGUUUUCGUUUCUUUUUUUCCUUGAAUUGAAAUGGCUACGAGAAAUCGGACCUUGAUAUUCAAGAGAUACAGAGAUGCGUUGAAGACCGUGAGGGUUCCGACGAGUCUUUCGGCGCAAAAUUUAUCCAAAGGACCGGUGAUCGAGAUGGUCAGCUCGUCGCUGUUGAAUUCGAGUCGGAAAUACGCUCCUCUUAGUACGGACGAUCCUGGCAAUUCAAGUAAGGGUGCAGUUACAGUUACAGUUGGUUUACCACCAUCUUGGGUGGAUGUAUCAGAGGAAAUAGCAGCUAACGUGCAACGCGCACGAACAAAAAUGGCUGAGCUAGCCAGAGCUCAUGCCAAGGCUUUAAUGCCUUCAUUUGGAGAUGGUAAAGAAGAUCAGCGCCUGAUUGAGACUCUUACUCAAGAAAUAACAAACCUUUUGAGGAGAUCAGAGAAGAGAUUACAGCUACUUUCAGCUUCUGGGACUUCUGAAGAUUCAAAUGUUAGAAAAAAUGUGCAGCGAUCUCUUGCCACAGACCUUCAGAACCUCUCCAUGGAGCUCCGUAAGAAACAGUCAGCUUAUUUGAAGCGCCUCAGGCAACAAAAAGAGGGUCAAGAUGGAGUUGAUUUGGAGAUGAAUCUACAUGGAAGUAGAUCUAGAACAGAAGACGAUGAUUUGGAUGACAUGGCAUUUAAUGAGAAUCAGAUAGCAAAACUGAAAAAAAGUGAGGCAUUCACGGCAGAAAGAGAAAGAGAGAUCCAACAGGUUGUGGAAUCAGUAAAUGAGCUUGCUCAAAUAAUGAAGGAUCUUUCAGUACUUGUAAUAGACCAGGGCACUAUUGUAGAUCGGAUAGACUACAAUAUUCAGAAUGUUGCAACUACUGUUGAAGAGGGCCUUAAACAACUUCAGAAGGCAGAGAGAACACAGAAACAAGGGGGGAUGGUAAUGUGUGCCACCGUUCUAGUUAUCAUGUGCUUUGUCAUGCUGGUCCUCCUAAUCCUCAAGGAAAUAUUUUUCUGAUCUUUGAACAUAAUUAUUGCCAUGGUUCGUUUAUACAUGAUAAUCCUACCCUUGUGAGAAUUUCACAUGCAUAAAGAUGACGAUAUGUGCACUGCGUUGCAGAAGAAUGCUGGAGUUUUGAACUGCCCCCUUUGCGUAUACUACCAGAUUAGGGGGCUACUUUGAUUUACUCAGUUUCUCUUUUAUUCUUUUAUAGGAAAAGAAAUGAAUGUGCUAAAAAUGUAUACAGCUUAACUUGUAUUUUCUUACGUUUUAUUGAUUCUUCGGAUUUUACCCAGGACUUGAGUAGUUUUGGUACCUAUGGUGCUCCUGUUUUUGAGGAGAUGAGGCAUUUGAUUUGUUUGUAUCGAUUUUUUUGUGUAAUAAAAAUGAGAAAGCAUCCAAUUUGACA
Messenger RNA from Mangifera indica (mango), 1596 nucleotides. Its product is annotated as syntaxin-43-like. Lineage: Eukaryota; Viridiplantae; Streptophyta; Magnoliopsida; Sapindales; Anacardiaceae. Gene Ontology annotation, cellular component: SNARE complex; membrane; endomembrane system. The coding region runs from base 234 to 1205 and encodes 323 amino acids. The record is from RefSeq and is a predicted model, not a curated record. The transcript is spliced from 8 exons. Gene Ontology annotation, biological process: intracellular protein transport; vesicle-mediated transport; vesicle fusion. Gene Ontology annotation, molecular function: SNARE binding; SNAP receptor activity.